Messenger RNA from Arctia plantaginis, 291 nucleotides. NCBI's taxonomy places the organism in Eukaryota, Metazoa, Arthropoda, Insecta, Lepidoptera, Erebidae. The record is from the annotation of a GenBank genome assembly.
AUGAAUUGCUCUUUGUCAGACCAAGAAGUAUACUGCUUUCUUGGUAUCCUUAUUUUGUCUGGUUAUGCUCCGUUGCCACGACGCCGCAGGUACUGGGAGAGCAAUGAAGAUACCCAUAACAUUCUUGUCGUAAAAUCGCGUUAUUUUCAUGUCGCCGAUAAUACUGCACUGCCUGAAAAUGAUAAGAUGGCAAAAGUACGCCCGCUGAUUGAUAUGCUAAAUGCUAAAUUUCUACAGUAUGCUCCUAUCGAAAAGCAAAUAAGCAUCGAUGAAUCCAUGGUUCCGUAUUAG